AUUCAAGAACUUACAUAUUAUCAAAUAAACUUCCAAUAGAAAUGUGUAUGACUUCUAACGUCGUUUGCAACACUGUAAAGGAUUACAAUGAGCAUCAUAUCAAAAGUUUCCUGUCUAUCAAACAUCCCUGCUGCUUAAGCACCGAUGACAAAGGUGUAUUCUUUUCGGAUCUUUCGACCGAAUAUGCAAUUGCGUCUUCAGUCUUUUCGCUUUCGGCAAAGCAAUUAUUCGAUCUUUCUUAUCAAUGCAUCGAUUAUAUCUUUGAAGACAACGUCAAAGACCAAUUAAAAAAUCUCUGGGUCGAUUGGUAUAAAACACGUGAACAGUUUUUUACAGAACGUGUGGUUCAAAAUAGUCAUUAG
Acaulospora morrowiae is the source of this 362-nucleotide messenger RNA. The record is from the annotation of a GenBank genome assembly. NCBI's taxonomy places the organism in Eukaryota, Fungi, Glomeromycota, Glomeromycetes, Diversisporales, Acaulosporaceae.